UUCGUUAAUGCUUGUUGUGUAUUACUCGUUCAUUCUUUGUUUUUAAUUAAAAUUCAAAUAAAAAAUAGCAUUUAUUAAGUGAUUUUUCUUAGGAAGAACUGUAUAAUAAGAUUAUGUGGUACAUAAUAUAACAGGUGCAGUAGUUUUUAAGAGUGCGUCCAUUCUUAAGACAAAGGAAACAGGUGGCUACUGGAACACAGGACUCUCUGACGAUUUGAUCACUUCGCUUAGACUUAUGUUCGAGCGGUGAACAUCCCGGCCGAUUGUUCUCGGUCGGAGUUAUCAACAAGCACCGCAACGCUACUAUCAUGACGCUGCACUGGUGGAUGCAUUGGUUCUGGGUUACGACGCUGCUCAUUUUACUCAGAGGCGGCAGUGGAACCCUUGCUGCGCCCCAGUCUGAAGAACUGCAACACAUAAGCACAGACAUUCAAGUUGAUCAACAGAAACAUUCAGAAAGGCAGGGUCGGGCUAUGUACUUCACUAAAACUCCUCAAGUCGUCGGUACAAAACCACCGCCUACCAAUGCAACGGAAAGUAACCAAACUACAAAAGAAAUUGACAAAGUUGUUCGAAACACAACAUCUAAUUCUACUCUUGGGGUAACACAUCCAGCAAUACAAUGGACUCCAGUAAACACUACAGAAAUUGACAACGCUACAGUCACUGAGGUUCCUAAUAAUACGACAACAGAAACUAAUGUAACAGUAAUACCAAUAUACAAUAAUGUAACAGAAACUCAAAACAAUACGUUUACAUCAAAGAAACGUAAUCUAACUCGACCGGAUUUCGUUAAAGAUACCACAAACGUAGAAGGAGUAGCGGAAAGCAGGAUUGUGACUGAGAAACCACUAUCGCUUGAAACGACAUUCUUGCAGACACGAAUACCACCGAAUAUAGAAUCUUCUAGAAGAAUCAUAGAACCCAAUGAUGGGGGAAUGGACACCGGGGCAAUAGCUGGGAUAGCGUUUGCUACUUUGGUGUUGGGAGCGCUAGCAGGCAGCACAGCCUUCGUUCUUUAUAGACGGCGGUAUUUGAACAAACCGCAGACUUUGAAUGACAAGUGUUCGAAUCCUGAUUCCAGUGGAUACCUUGAUGAUAGUACUAUCAGGGACAAUUCCGAGGAGAUGUACAGUUUGGACAACGACUCAUUCCUGAACUCAUUGGAAGCUAUGACUAUACAGAACUAUUGGACCGACACGGUGAAACAUACCAAGCUCUGAUGGAAAUCUACCAAACUACCAACUA
Molecule: messenger RNA, 1248 nt
Organism: Achroia grisella
Lineage: Eukaryota; Metazoa; Arthropoda; Insecta; Lepidoptera; Pyralidae
Exons: 6
Coding region: 309-1223 (304 amino acids)
Source: RefSeq, a predicted model, not a curated record